Messenger RNA from Artibeus jamaicensis (Jamaican fruit-eating bat), 6045 nucleotides. RefSeq names its product hexokinase domain containing 1 (gene HKDC1). The transcript is spliced from 18 exons. Lineage: Eukaryota; Metazoa; Chordata; Mammalia; Chiroptera; Phyllostomidae. The record is from RefSeq and is a predicted model, not a curated record. The coding region runs from base 440 to 3175 and encodes 911 amino acids. Gene Ontology annotation, molecular function: ATP binding; mannokinase activity; D-glucose binding. Gene Ontology annotation, biological process: glycolytic process; glucose 6-phosphate metabolic process; intracellular glucose homeostasis. Gene Ontology annotation, cellular component: mitochondrion; cytosol.
CAAGGGGAAAAAAGCCUGAGAGUGGAUAUUGGCAGGGCAGCCGAGCUGGUUGAAAGUCGGUGUUUAACACCCAACUUCUCAGAAGAUUUUCCUCGGCUGAGUGGGCUUGGGGGAGCCCUGGCCUGAGAGUGUGGCUUAGCAAUGAGAUUUUGAGACACCAGUCUCGGAGAGUCCAGCACCGGAUCCCCUGCCUCCCGUCACCAGCCCUCAGCUGCCAUCCUGAGCCUCCUAUUAGACAAUCGAGUGUGCUGGAGGGAGGGACCAGUGAGGGGGCGAAGUUUAAUCAUUGAACUCAGCAGCCUGGAAGUAUUUAACCUCUAGCACUGAGUUCCCCAGAGGCCUCCAGCCUGAACUGCAAGUGGGCAGUACUCCAGAGGCGGGAAUCCACACUGCACAGAUCUCUCUCUGACUGACUGAGGAGAACCCAAACUUGGGGAAAAUGUUUGCAGUGCACUUGAUGGCAUUUUACUUCACGAAGCUGAAGGAGGAUCAGAUCAAAAAGGUGGACAGGUUCCUGUACCACAUGCGGCUCUCCGAUGAGACCCUUUUGGACAUCAUGACUCGGUUCCAGGCUGAAAUGCAGAGGGGCCUGGGGAAGGACAGCAACCCCACGGCCUCAGUGAAGAUGCUGCCCACCUUCGUCAGGGCCAUUCCAGACGGCUCCGAAAAUGGGGAGUUUCUUUCCCUGGAUCUUGGAGGAUCUAAGUUUCGAGUCUCAAAGGUACAAGUCUCUGAAGAUGGGAAACAAAACGUCCAGUUGGAGAGUCAGUUCUACCCAAUGCCCAACGAAAUCACCCGAGGGAACGGCUCAGAGCUGUUUGAAUAUGUAGCUGACUGUCUGGCAGAUUUCAUGAAGACCAAAGGGCUGAAGCAUAAGAAAUUGCCCCUCGGCCUAACCUUUUCUUUUCCCUGCAGACAGACCAAACUGGAAGAGGGUGUCCUGCUUUCCUGGACCAAGAAGUUCAAGGCCCGGGGAGUUCAGGGCACAGAUGUAGUGGGCUGUCUAAACAAAGCCUUGAAAAGUCACCAGGACCUCGAUGUGGAUAUCCUGGCCUUGGUCAACGACACCGUGGGAACCAUGAUGACGUGUGCCUAUGAUGAUCCCUUCUGUGAAGUUGGUGUCAUCAUUGGCACUGGCACCAACGCGUGUUACAUGGAGGACAUGAGCCACAUUGACCUGGUGGAGGGCGACGAGGGGAGGAUGUGCAUCAACACCGAGUGGGGGGCCUUCGGGGACGACGGGGCCCUGGAAGACAUCCGCACUGAGUUUGACCGCGAUCUCGACCUCGGCUCUCUCAACCCAGGGAAGCAACUGUUUGAGAAGAUGAUCAGCGGCCUGUACCUAGGCGAACUCGUCAGGCUCAUCUUGCUGAAGAUGACCAAGGCGGGCCUCCUGUUCGGUGGCAAGAAAUCCUCCAGCCUGCACACCAAGGGUGCGAUUGAGACCCGGCAUGUGGCAGCCAUGGAGAAGUACAAAGAAGGCCUUGCCAACACAAGGGAGAUCCUCACGGAUCUGGGCCUGGAGCCCUCAGAGGCGGACUGCGUUGCGGUCCAGCACGUCUGCACCAUCGUCUCCUUCCGCUCAGCCAAUCUCUGCGCCGCGGCCCUUGCAGCCAUCCUGACACGCCUCCGGGAGAAUAAGAAGCUGGUGCGGCUCCGGACCACGGUGGGCGUGGAUGGCACACUCUACAAGAUACACCCUCAAUACCCCAAACGCCUGCACAAGGUGGUGAGGAAACUGGUCCCGAACUGUGAUGUCCGCUUCCUCCUGUCAGAGAGUGGCAGCAGUAAGGGGGCAGCCAUGGUGACAGCGGUGGCCUCCCGGGUGCAGGCCCAGCGGAAGCAGAUUGACAAGGUGCUGGCCUUGUUCCAGCUGACCCGAGAGCAACUUGUGGGUGUGCAGGACAAGAUGCGGGCUGAGCUCGAGUACGGGCUGAAGAGGGACACCCACCUGCUGGCCACGGUCAAGAUGCUGCCCACCUACGUCUACGGGGUGCCAGAUGGCACAGAGAAAGGAAAGUUCCUCGCCCUGGAUCUGGGGGGCACGAACUUCCGGGUCCUGCUGGUGAAGAUCCGCAGUGGACGGAGGUCCGUGCGCAUGUACCACAAGAUCUUCGCCAUCCCUCUGGAGAUCAUGCAGGGCACCGGCGAGGAGCUGUUUGACCACAUCGUGCAGUGCAUCGCCGACUUCCUGGACUACAUGGGCCUCAAGGGAGCCCAGCUGCCUCUGGGCUUCACGUUCUCCUUUCCCUGCGGGCAGACGCGUAUCGACAAGGCAACGCUUAUUGAGUGGACCAAGGGCUUUAAGGCUACUGACUGUGAGGGAGAAGACAUGGUGGACAUGCUCAGAGAAGCCAUCAAGAGGAGAAAUGAGUUUGACCUGGACAUAGUUGCAGUUGUGAAUGACACAGUGGGGACCAUGAUGACCUGUGGCUAUGAAGAUCCUAAUUGUGAGAUUGGCCUGAUUGCAGGAACGGGCAGCAAUGUGUGCUACAUGGAGGAGAUGAGGAACAUAGAGAUGGUGGAAGGGGACCAAGGGAAGAUGUGCAUUAACACAGAGUGGGGAGGAUUUGGAGAUAAUGGCUGCAUAGAUGACAUCCGGACCCAAUAUGACAAGGAGGUGGACGAGGGGUCCUUGAAUCCUGGCAAACAGAGAUAUGAGAAAAUGACCAGUGGGAUGUACCUGGGGGAGAUUGUGCGGCAGAUCCUGAUUGACCUGACGAAGCAGGGUCUCCUCUUCCGUGGGCAGAUUUCAGAGCGUCUCCGGACCAGGGGCAUCUUUGAAACCAAGUUCCUGUCGCAGAUUGAAAGCGACCGGCUGGCCCUGCUCCAGGUGAGGAGGAUCCUGCAGCAGCUCGGCUUGGACAGCACGUGUGAGGACAGCAUCGUGGUGAAGGAGGUGUGUGGAGCUGUGUCCCGUCGGGCUGCCCAGCUCUGUGGCGCGGGCUUGGCCGCCAUCGUGGAGAAAAGGAGGAAAGACCAGGGGCUCGAGCACCUGAAGAUCACUGUGGGCGUGGACGGCACCCUAUACAAACUGCACCCUCACUUUUCUACAGUCCUGCAGGAAACCGUGAAAGACCUGGCCCCCCAGUGCGACGUGACAUUCAUGCUCUCGGAAGAUGGCAGUGGGAAGGGAGCAGCUCUGAUCACCGCCGUGGCCAAGAGGUUUCAGUAGGCCCAGGACAACUAGGAAGCCCUCCUGGCCGGCCCGAGGCACCUCGGGCUCUGACCAACCUUUCCUCCGGCAGAUGAGUGGGUCUGGGACCAACAGGCAGGCUUCUGGCCGACUUCACCUUCUGGGUGGCCGCAAGAGAACCCCAAGUUCUUGAGUACUCUUAGCUUUUUGUUUCUCGUUUUCAAGGGCAGUACAUGAUAUCUCUAUUUGGUAUAUUUGGGCUCAGGAUGAGCCGACUUGUAAAAUCAAAGCAUGUGGCUCGAGACAUCCCCUUUCAGCAGAUUCUCGGUUGAGAGCUGAGCUGUCAGUUCUCUAGGGCUUUGGGUCUUGUGGCCGCUGCACUUGGCAACGUAUGUGCGAUCUGUGCCUGUGGCCCGUCUGGCUGAGCUCCCGUGGUUGUGCUUCAGCCUUUGCUGUAGUGGACUGGGCCCUCUGCUUGUGGAUGCACACUCGAGAGGGCUGGGGGCUCUGGCGUAAGCUGGAGAUCUAAUCUAACUUGUUCUUGACUUGUCACGUUGACUCCAAAGACUGGAAUAUUCAGGAUGCGGAGGGCGGGACUGCCAGGGAGCCUGCGGGAAGCUGGCCUUGCUCACAGGGAGCAGUGUGGGCACCCUGCGGGACUUUUCUCAAUAUGUGUGUGUUAUUGGGAGGGGUGUCUUUUGGGGCACCUGUUUGUCAUUUUACAGGUGGUUUGUGCUGCUGUUGUUGAUACUAGUUUUGAGAAUUGUUGGGUAUAGGAAAUCCAGUAAAUGAAUAAAACGUAUUAUACUUCCUAAGAAUCUUUGCAUGAGAUAUGACUGUUUCACCUGGGAGGCUGGCUUGGUAACUUCAUGCUCUGCUAGUGGAAUAAGGGGCACAGAGUUGCUGAAGGCACCUCUCCAGUCCAGCCUUCUCACCAACGGCGGAAUAUGUGGAGUAUCUUCUACAAUACCUCUAACAGAUUAUUCAAAUUUCAUUUGAGUGCAUACUUCCAGCGACUCGAUCGCGUGAUCCCACAGUCUAAAGGAGUGAGAGAGGGGCCCCCUGGAACUGGGGACAGGCGGGGGGUGAGGUUCACUGGGGAAUGUUUUUUUUUCACACAUUCAGUAAACAGAUACUGCUGCGUGCAGGUGCUGGAUUAAUCAAAAUGAACUUUAUUGUAUUUUAGGCUCAUAUCUCCCUGGAGAGAGUUUGUAAGGAUUUAUUAAAUUUAUCUUUUUGUAUUUUAAGGUUAUGUCUCUCUGGGGAAAUGUUUCAUGGUCAGAUUUUUGUCUUAGCAAACCCCAAACCUUGUCGCCCUUGUCAUCUUUCUGUAGUUCUCCCAUUCCUUGGUAAGACACCUCCAGCUCCCAGCUCUCCUUUCCCCUGGUUCUGCUGGGGGUCUCUCCCUUUGCCUUCUGCUUAACAGGUGAUCUGGCCCAGGUUCAGGCAGCCACACCGCCACGUUCUCCCACAACCUGGUCUCUCGGCACAUGUUUGGUGAGAUGGCCAGCUGUGGUCUCUGACCUGAGGUAUCCAGGCAACUUUGCACAUUCUGACUGAUUGAUGGCAUCACAGAAUCUUUGAUCUGGAACAGAACGCAGAGAGGGCAGACAGCGGCUUGCCGUCCUUGGACAGGUCCACCCCCGAAACACCUGGGGCGAUGGAGGGCUAACUUCUCAGAGUUUCCUAGGCAAGACCAGCCACCACACCACACAACAAGGUAAAUGAUCCUCCCGGGAGCCCCACAGACUUUUCCUCUUGGGAAGAGCAUCUUCAUCUACAUUUUCUGGUCCUGUGGUUACUUUCUUCCUGUAACUUUGGCUAGAAAGAAGAGAUGAACAUAAAUUUAAGAACUACAUUUUCUCCAUGACUCUGCCUCUGCAAAACGAGACCUCAUUCCCAGUGGUCUCUCUUUAGUUGGCUAAUGAAUGGCAGUUGGGGAAAGUGAAUUUCUCACACCCACUUCCCUCCAUCCCCACUGUCUUGGCAGUCCCUCUCUUGCUGUUUUACAAUUGAAACUACUGGUAAAGCAUAUUUUAUUAGAAGAAGGUGGGGACUUGGGAGAAGUUGAAUAAUAAAAGAGGGAUCUGAUAGCUCAUAUUUGGGGUGAACUAGGAGGGAUAAUUAGGGUAGAAGAGAUUAAUUCAUUUUUGGUCCAGCUAGGGACAGAAUGAAGCUGGGAAGAAAGUGGAAAAUACUUUAAAAAUUAUAUAUAUUUUACAUAUGAGAAAGAAAGAGAGAUAAAAAUAAAGGUACAUCAUUGGGAAUAGUUUGGGGGGACUGGUCUAGAGAGCAGAGACGCACCACCAGCACAAGAGGCAAUUCCAAGGGGUGUCACUCACACCACAGUCUCUACGUGGCCCGGUUUUCAUCGACUCACCUCUUCGGUAGUUAGCACAGUCUAGCGCAGCCCUUCCCAAAGCAUGUUCUAGGAUCAACGAGAUAUUCCCAAGAAGCCAUUCUCUGGAGUAACCUUUUCCUUUAAUUCUCAGACAAAAUGGCUCAUUUCCCCACCCCACAUUCUGCAGAAAGGCCUCGGAUUCCAACAGUUCCUGAAGGGAAUGCUUAUACUGUCCGGUGCCGUCUCCAAUCCUGGCUCCAGCUCGCUUCUCGUCUCAGCUGCCCUCACAAGUCCUGUGGCUGCUGCCUCUCUCUCUGUUUUGGCUGAUACAUGGAACUGUCCCUUUCUCUUUGAUUCUCCAAAACACCAUGAAUUCACCGCCAGUGUCUUAGAACAGACUUGACCAAAGGUUUGGGGGUGAUGGAAGGGACUACUUCACAGAAUAGGCAGCACUGUAAACAUGAGCAUUGGGUAACGAAGUUCUAUGGCCAUCCCCACCCCAGAGAGUUUUCCGCUGCCCAUCUUUCUCCAUGAACUCUGCUGGCUCCCGUGUUGUACAGAUUCUUCC